CGGAGACAGCGGGAGCCGGCGAGCGAGAGUCAGGGGUCACAGGAGCGCGAGUGGACCUGAGCCAAGAUGCCGCCGCUGGGACCCUGAGAGGGCCCUGUUCCUGGACGCUCAGAGUCGGCGGUGACAAAGCGCCUGGGGAGCUGCAUCGUCUCCCCCACCACGGACCCUCUUGGCUCCAGUGAGGAAGGGGCUCGGGAGCCUGGGCAGGACCAGCUGCGCUGCAGCUAUGGACCGUGAGCUGGCCCAGCCGGCGUCCUUGCUGACCCUGCCCAACUGCGGCGAUGCCCACCAUGGACUUCGUGUACAUCACAGUGGAGCUGGCCAUCGCCGUGCUGGCCGUGCUGGGCAACGUGCUCGUGUGCUGGGCCGUGUGGCUCAACAGCAACCUGCAGAACGUCACCAACUACUUUGUGGUGUCACUAGCAGCGGCCGACAUUGCCGUGGGGGUCCUUGCCAUCCCCUUCGCCAUCACCAUCAGCACAGGCUUCUGUGCCGCCUGCCAUGGCUGUCUUUUCAUCGCCUGCUUUGUCCUGGUCCUCACACAGAGUUCCAUCUUCAGCCUCCUGGCCAUCGCCAUUGACCGCUAUAUUGCCAUCCGUAUCCCACUCAGGUACAAUGGCUUGGUGACUGGCACGAAGGCCAAGGGCAUCAUUGGCGUCUGCUGGGUGCUGUCAUUUGCCAUCGGCCUGACUCCCAUGCUGGGCUGGAACAACUGCAGUCACCUGGAGGUGAACAAAAAUAACUCGAAGAACUGCACGGAGAGCCAGGUGGCCUGUCUCUUUGAGGACGUGGUCCCCAUGAACUACAUGGUCUACUACAACUUCUUCGCUUGCGUCCUGGUGCCCCUGCUGCUCAUGCUGGGCAUCUACUUGCGGAUCUUCCUGGCUGCCCGGCGACAGCUGAAGCAAAUGGAAAGCCAUCCUCUGCCAGGGGAGCGGACUCGGUCCACACUACAAAAGGAGGUCCACGCUGCCAAGUCCCUGGCCAUCAUAGUGGGGCUCUUCGCACUCUGUUGGCUCCCCCUGCACAUCAUCAACUGUUUCACCUUCUUCUGCCCUGAGUGCCAACACGCCCCGAGCUGGCUCAUGUACCUGGCCAUCAUCCUCUCCCACAGCAACUCUGUUGUGAACCCCUUCAUCUAUGCCUACCGCAUCCGAGAGUUCCGCCAGACCUUCCGCAAGAUCAUCCGCAGCCACAUUCUGAGGCAGCAGGAGCCCUUCAAGGCCGGGGCCUCCAGUGCCCGGGCCGUGGCUGCUCAUGGCAGCGAUGGAGAACAGAUCAGCCUCCGCCUCAACGGCCACCCUCCUGGGGUGUGGGCCAACGGCAGUGCCCCCAACCCCGGGCGGAGGCCCAAUGGCUAUGCCCUAGGGCUGGUGAGUGGUGGGGGUGCCAGUGAGUCCCAUGGGGACAUGAGCCUCCCGGAUGUGGAGCUCCUUAGCCAUGAGCUCAAGGGUGAGUGUCCAGAGCCCCCUGGCCUAGAGGGCUCCCUGGCCCAGGAUGGAGCAGGAGUGUCUUGAUCGACUGAGUUAGUUCCUUCCUGAGGGAAGGAAAUCUUUCUUCCUCUGGUCGGUGGAACCAGUUGUUUUGGGAAAAGAGUGAGUUUGCUAGGAGCCAGGAGACCCUCUGGUGGCUGACAUUGGACUGAGAGAUGGAACCCCAGCUGGAGCAGCAUGAGGUCCAGCAAAAAGGGUUUGGAGUCUGAGAGAGUGGACAUUUCAUGCUGAUAGGCCCUGCACCAGGCCAGAGCCACAGCACCAGCAGGCUGAGCAGGGCCCAGUCCCCCAUUCCAGAAGCAUCUAGAAGGACACCUUGUCUCCACAGAGCAGGCUGGCCUGUUCCUGAGGCUGCCAGCAGGCUCCCUCAUACACACACACCACCUUCCACCGACCUUCCUGGAGACUGGGCACAGGUGUACCCAGAGGUGGAGUUUGACUACAGUUUUUUCCAGGAGAAAAUGUAUUUUGUUUUAUUACCUCCUUGGAUUCCUGGUCUGCUGUCUUGCUGCUACCAGGCACCAGGAACUGGCCCAGGGAGGCCUGAGCAGCCCUCUCCCACUGCCGUGAGCUGCCAUGCACUUCUCCCCUUGUCGUCCCAGAGCAACUCUCGGAGCUGCAAUGGAGUGACGCCAGAGCGCGGGCUCAGAGGAGUCGGGCAGAACUGACUGGCCACGCGGUGUCUUGGGCAGCUCUGGGCUGCCCAGGCAGAGGCCCUGUAAAACUGCCUUGCUUCUGUAAGGAAUGUUGUUUUUUUUCCUGAGACAAAAUAAAAAUGAGCCACAUUGUGUUGUAAGC
Condylura cristata (star-nosed mole) is the source of this 2291-nucleotide messenger RNA. It is a transcript of the gene ADORA2A, whose product is annotated as adenosine A2a receptor. Gene Ontology annotation, molecular function: G protein-coupled adenosine receptor activity. Gene Ontology annotation, biological process: adenylate cyclase-activating G protein-coupled receptor signaling pathway; G protein-coupled adenosine receptor signaling pathway. The record is from RefSeq and is a predicted model, not a curated record. The transcript is spliced from 3 exons. Gene Ontology annotation, cellular component: membrane. Lineage: Eukaryota; Metazoa; Chordata; Mammalia; Eulipotyphla; Talpidae. Bases 282 to 1517 code for a protein of 411 amino acids.